AUGUUAAGAAGUGAAAGACCUUUUUCAGUAGGUUCGGUGAAGGAAGUAAAGCUGGAUUCACAGAAAUCACCUGAAGAGAAAAUUGUUGUUGAUAAAAAAGACCUCAAGAUAGAAACCGAGCUCGCAAUUAAAAAUUCUCGAUUAACACCAGCAACAUCAUCUGAACAACAUUCCGAGUUCUUACAUUUUAUAGCAAGGAAAGAACGUAAAGUUUUGGAAUUACGAGAAGAAUUAAAAAGACAUGAAGAGGAAUUACGAUUAUUAAAGAAACAAUGGGAAACUUAUUUUGCGAAAAAUAUUGAUGAAGCAAGUAAUAGUAAUUCACCUUCAUCACCAUCAUCAGCAUUUUCUUUUGCAAGUACUUCAGAAGAAGAAGGUAAGGGGUUUAUGGACGGUUUAAGUAAAGGAAUCGCAGGUGUUAUUGGUGGAAUACAGAAAGUGAAAGAAAGUGAAUUGUACGUAUUUAAUCUCGUUAGUCAUGGUACCAAAAUAACACAAGAAAAAUUGACACAGAUUAAAACCGUAGUUACAGAUGUUGCCAAUUCGCAAUCAAUUCAACAGACAAGACGUAAAACAGCUGAUAUUACAUCAAGUGCAUGGCAUAGUUUGAGCAAAGGACUUUCCUCUUUAGCAUCAUCUGAAACAAUUCAAAAUGCUAAGAAAAAAACUUUGGAAACAGUAAAUACAAUCAAUGAAGCAUUGAUAUCACCGAAUCCUUCAUCAGAAGAUUCAACAACAGCUACAACAAAAUCUAAAUUAAUUAUUACUGAUUCGCCAUCAGAAGAAAUCAAAGAUCCCAUAUUACAUGUUAUUGGAGAUGAUAUGAUAUAA
Molecule: messenger RNA, 831 nt
Organism: Funneliformis mosseae
Lineage: Eukaryota; Fungi; Glomeromycota; Glomeromycetes; Glomerales; Glomeraceae
Source: the annotation of a GenBank genome assembly